Molecule: messenger RNA, 2285 nt
Organism: Gigantopelta aegis
Lineage: Eukaryota; Metazoa; Mollusca; Gastropoda; Neomphalida; Peltospiridae
Product: interferon-induced protein 44-like
Exons: 4
Coding region: 93-1184 (363 amino acids)
Source: RefSeq, a predicted model, not a curated record
CAAUUUUGACAGCAAUGGCCGAAAUACUUGUGCUGGUCCGUUACUUCGCUUGAUUUUUUCCAUUCAUAAUACACGAUUUGUUUACUGAAACCAUGACGACAUCCCUCGGUAAGAAGCACAUGCAGCAGCUGUCCAGGUGGAUUGGCGGGAGGAAAGGUUACACACUUCUGUUUAAGGCUAGCAGAGAUGGGUGUGUCUCCCAGACAUUCCACGCCAAGUGCGAUAACCAGGGUCCAACAGUUACAGUGUGCUACAACACAGACCGGUGUGUGUUUGGUGGAUACAACCCUCUUAGCUGGAACUCUUCAGGAGCUUGGACAACUGACAACAAAGCAUUCCUCUUCAAACUGAAGUUCAAGGGAAAUGAUGCACCGAGACAAUACCCAAUACAACCAAAUAAUGCAAAUGGAAUGUACAACCAUACAACCUAUGGGCCAACAUUUGGUUCAAGUCAUGAUCUGUGUGUCUUCACUAAUACCAUUAAUAGAACUGGAAAUUAUUUUCAAGGAAAUAAUAAUACAAACUUUGGGACUAGUUACAACAUGGGUGGUGACACAGUUGCACAGAUUACCAACAAUAACAUACAGUUCCUAGACAUAGAAGUAUACCAAGUGACAAGUAUGUUUAACCCAUCCCUGUCAAUAACACCAGACAGUCAUGGGUAUAACAAGAGUCCAACGGUGGGCGACAAAAUCCACUGCAUCGCCUUUGUGAUGGACAGCUGUACCCUGGACGUGUUUCCAGACAAACACUGCAGUAAUGACCAGACAUCAAUAUAUCACACUGACUGCACGGUUAUUUGUACAGUAAUGACCAGACAUCAAUAUAUCACACUAACGGCAGGUUAUUUGUACAGUAAUGACCAGACAUCGAUAUAUCACACUGACUGCAGGUUAUUUGUCUCGACAGGUAUUCCUCAGGUGGUUCUUCUCACGAAGGUGGACAAACUUUGUCCCGAGGUGAGCGAAGACGCUGCCAAGAUAUUUUUCAGUGAUGCUGUCGGUGAAGCGGUUGAAUCAGUUUCUGGUCUCGUGGCACUCCCUCGUUGUCAUGUGUUUCCGGUACAGAAUUACGAAAAGGAAAUAGAGUUGAAUGAUAAAAUCGAUCUUCCUUGUUUGAUUGGAAUCAAACAGAUGUUGUGUUUCGCUGACGACUAUUUGGAGGACUACUUUGAAACACAUUGAUAGAAUGUAAAGAUUGACUGACAUCAACAGACGUGUUUUACUGAUGACUACUUUGAUACAUUAAGGUGCAAUGUCUAUUCAAACAGGUGUCUGCAAUGUAUGUAGGUGUUUGUAUUUACUGUAGGUGUCUGCCUUAUUUGUAUGUAGAGAUAUUUGCAAUGUCUGUGUUUACAAUAUCUUGAGGUGUUUGUUAUUGUAGGUUUGUGAAUUAGAUGCUAAAGUCUUCUAUAGAUGCUUACGUUUGGGUAGCUUUUGCAUUUUCUGUACAUGCCAGCAUGUUUCACAUGACAUGAACACAUGGUUACUGUUAUUAGAUGUGUCUAUUUAUAGCAUUUUAAAACAGUUGGAGAGAAGUUUGAACUGGAGAGUGGGGCUUAAUUAUAAAUGAUUAACAUUAACAAUAGAAUUUUGUGAGUUAGUGAUUAGGUGUUUUAAAUUUAAUUGUUGUUGCUGUGAGUUGUCUAGUAGUCUAGAUUUUAAUUUUUGCAACAUCACUGGUUGAUUUGCAUGUAUUUGUAUCAGACUUAAGUUUAGGCAAUAUAGUGUGCUAUUAUUUUAAUUGUUAGUAUAGGCAAUAUAGUGUGUUAUUAUUCUAAUUGUUAGUAUAGGCAAUAUAGUGUGUUAUUAUUCUAAUUGUUAGUGUAGGCAAUAUAGUGUGUUAUUAUUUUAAUUGUUAGUGUAUAGGCAAUAUAGUGUAUUAUUAUUUUAAUUGUUAGUGUAGGCAAUAAAGUGUAUUAUUAUUUUAAUUGUUAGUGUAGGUAAUAUAGUGUAUUAUUAUUUUAAUUGUUAGUGUAGGUAAUAAAGUGUAUUAUUAUUUUAAUUGUUAGUGUAGGCAAUAUAGUGUAUUAUUAUUCUCAUUGUAGUGAUAGUGCUCUAGUAUUUUAAUUGCUUUAACACAAUUCUGAAUCUGUCGCAGUUGCAUUGACUUACUGGACUUGUGUUGUGUUGAAUCCAUUAACACCAAUGUUACAUCCAUCAGUUAGUGUUCAUAAUGUCAAAGAUUUAACAUCUUCAAUUAAACGCUUUUAGAUUCUGUUUGUGUAUUUCUUUUCUAUACAAUGUUAAUAAUUUUAUGGAAAAAUAAACUGAAUAUUCAUUUAA